GUAAGAUUUCGAGAAUUUUCUGUGGUCUCGGCUCGCUCAGCCUCAGCAGGGCAGGAUGGAGACCAGAGUAGAGUGACGCUCUGGAUUUGGACCCGGGCUGCCUCAGCGACUGCUUUGCUGAAUAAUUGAUCCCUCGGCUUGUGACUGGUUGAAAAUGAGGAAGGCAGCGUUGAUGAUUUGGAUCAGCCUUUUGGUGCAAGUGUCCCAUGGUGCUCAGGGUCACUAUGCCCGCAAACUUCUGACUGAUCUCAUGGAGGACUACUCCAACGCUCUGAGGCCUGUAGAGGACACAGACAGCGCGCUCAAUGUGUCUCUGCAGAUCACCCUGUCACAGAUCAAAGAUAUGGAUGAGAGGAACCAGGUGCUGACCACGUACCUGUGGAUCAGGCAGGUCUGGUUUGAUGCGUACCUGAAGUGGGACAAGGAGGACUAUGACGACCUCGAGAUGAUCAACAUCCCGAGCGACCUGGUGUGGAAGCCGGACAUCGUCCUCUACAACAAAGCCGACGAGGAGGGCGGAGGUGAAUCCAGCACUAAUGUGAAGCUGCGUUAUAAUGGAGAGAUCGUCUGGGACUCUCCCGCCAUCACGAAGAGCACAUGUGUGGUGGACGUCUCCUACUUCCCCUUCGACUGGCAGUCGUGCAACCUCACCUUCGGCUCCUGGACCUACAACGGCAACCAGGUGGACAUCAGUCUGACCAUGGACAGCGGUGACCUGUCCGACUUUGUGGAGAACGUGGAGUGGGAGUGUCACGGCAUGCCGGCAGUUAGAAAAGUCAAGAUGUACGGCUGCUGCUCCGACCCGUACACCGAAAUCACCUACACCCUGCUGCUGAAGCGCCGCUCCUCCUUCUACAUCUUCAACCUGCUGCUGCCCUGCUUCCUCAUCUCAUUCCUGGCCCCGCUGGGCUUCUACCUGCCUGCUGACUCCGGGGAGAAGGUUUCCCUCGGGGUCACCGUGCUGCUGGCGCUCACUGUGUUCCAGUUGUUGGUGGCUGAGAGCAUGCCUCCUGCAGAGAGCAUGCCCUACAUAGGGAAGUACUACAUAGCCACCAUGACUAUGAUCACAGCCUCCACCUCUCUCACCAUCUUCAUCAUGAACAUUCAUUUCUGCGGUGCCGAGGCCAAGCCGGUCCCUCACUGGGCCAAGGUGCUCAUCAUAGACUACAUGUCCAAAAUCUUCUUCGUCUACGAGGUGGGGGAGAACUGCACCACGCCGGAGAGCGAGAGGACCCCGCUGUGGCCCGAGGAGCCCGUCGGCGAGAAGAGCGCCUUCUACGAUGACCGCUUCCAUGACAUCUACCAUCACGAGAGCGACCCGUACAAGUACAGCAACGGCCACAGCGUGCAUCACAACAGCGGGCACCAGAAAGGUCAGGCGAACGGCAAGGCCAACAGCGGCCAACACCAUUACAACAACCACAACAGACUGGAGAGGGGUGAGGGGAGAGCCGCACAGCGAUACCACCACAUCAGGCGGGACGAACUGGACUACCAGGCGCCCCCUCGCUCGCAAAACCUCCAGCACCUGAACGGAGGGCUGAAGGAGCAGCUCCUCUACUCCACAGAGAAACUUCAAGUCCCAGCCUGCCCCUGCUGCUGCCCCUGCCUCCAACAUAAACAGGUGGUGAAGAACAUCCAGUUCAUCGCCAACUGCUUCCGAGAGCAGAGAGCCACCUGUGUCAAGGUGGCAGAGUGGAAGAAGGUGGCCAAGGUGAUGGAUAGGUUUUUCAUGUGGAUCUUCUUCAUCAUGGUCUUCCUCAUGAGCAUCCUCAUCAUUGCCAAGGCGUCCUGACAGCUUCCUCCUCCUCCUCCUUCAUCUUUUUACCACCUCCCUCACCGCCGGACCUCAGUGUCACUCAAAACUCACCUUGUUUUUACCUCGAUGCAACACAGAACUGCUUUUUGAGAAACUGUUGAUGUCAGUGUUGUGUUACACGUGUGUGUGUGUGUGUGUGUGUGUGUGUGUGUGUGUGUGUGUGUAUAUGUGUACGUUCACUGUUGUUUUGUCUUUGCUUUGACACGAAGAAGACAAGGUCGCCGCACACCAGUCAUUCGCUUAAGUUCAACGCGGCCUCUCGGUUAGUUAAUGUCAGGUGUGCUCGCAUGUGUGACGGAGCAGCGGAGCGGUAAGACAAUCCAGGCCUCGCCUCGAACAUGCAUGGACUCUCCAUUAUUGACGAGCCGACGGCCAGACAUCCAGCUAUAGGCAUUACAUUACUUACAUUGUGUUCGAGGCAACCAGAUGAUGCUGGUCUCUAGAGUCGGUUAGAGUGGAUAACAUCUGUAGAUUAAAUGUAAACACUCACCUUGAACAACCUAAAGGAGGACAAGUCACAUGUCCUUCCUUGUGCUGACAUUGAGAGACAUUAAUACCAGGGGAAACUGAUUGUUGUCUAGUUUAGAUGUUAAUAAACUGGUUUACAUAAAUCAUGAAUACUUGAAUCUGAGACGUGAGAGAAUGUUUACCUCUCUAAUCUUACUAAUAUCUUUUUCAGACCUUUAGUCCUACCUCCUGAACAUGACCGAUGGAUCUAUUGUACCUUUUUGUCUAACAUAUGCUCUGUCCAACAUAUAAUUGAUAGUAUACAUGGACAUUUCAACAUUAGAUUAUCGGGUCCGGUAAAAAAUGAUAAACCUGUGAGAUCUUGUUAUUAAAGCAACAACAUAGAAAGAUAGUUGAUUGUUACGUCUCAUCCUCAGGUCAAAGUUUUGGGUUAAAGACAUAUUGUCUAGGAAUUCUCCAUUAAAAUGUCAAAAAACAACUAGGUGUUUGUUGAUUUGGGCACUUACGUCAUACCAAAUGUCUCCAACAAUGUUCAAACUAGAGAAAUCCACAAGUUUACUCAAAUUAACGGUGCACCUCAUUAGGAUGCCGUCGCUAUUUUCUAGAUUAAAUUAGACUGAAUUUAAACGUCAAAUAUGUAAGAAAAGUUGAUUUUUCAGUCUAAUUCCCAACUCCCAGUGAUCCUCUGUGUUUCCCCGCUUGUCAAAACAGUUUUUGAUGAACUGGGAGUGAGACUGACAAAUUGAUUGGUCCUUUAGUAUGAAUGAAACUUUAAGACAUUACCUCAUUUGAGACCCGAUCGUUUGCGUUUAUUCGCCCUACUCAUGCUGUGUUUACAUCCAUUACAUUACUACAUUAGCUGUGAGCUAAUGUUAUCCAGCAGUAGCACUGAAGGAGAAUUAAUUUUGCUCCAAACAAACACCAAACAAAUUGCCCGUAUCUGACAGCUUGGGACUCAACAGUCUGCUACCUUUCUCAAUGAAAUUACAUUAAAUGUGGUUUUAUUCA
Acanthopagrus latus (yellowfin seabream) is the source of this 3295-nucleotide messenger RNA. It is a transcript of the gene chrna9a, whose product is annotated as cholinergic receptor, nicotinic, alpha 9a. NCBI's taxonomy places the organism in Eukaryota, Metazoa, Chordata, Actinopteri, Spariformes, Sparidae. The coding region runs from base 155 to 1795 and encodes 546 amino acids. Gene Ontology annotation, molecular function: transmembrane signaling receptor activity; acetylcholine-gated monoatomic cation-selective channel activity. Gene Ontology annotation, biological process: regulation of membrane potential; nervous system process; signal transduction. Gene Ontology annotation, cellular component: postsynaptic membrane; synapse; neuron projection. The transcript has 7 exons. The record is from RefSeq and is a predicted model, not a curated record.